Molecule: messenger RNA, 462 nt
Organism: Trichomonas vaginalis G3
Lineage: Eukaryota; Parabasalia; Trichomonadida; Trichomonadidae
Product: protein of unknown function, DUF4106 family
Exons: 1
Coding region: 1-462 (153 amino acids)
Source: RefSeq, a predicted model, not a curated record
AUGCCACGUAAGCUACGUAAGAAUAUACGUAAGAGGAAGCGAGCAUUGAAACAUCCAAUAGUAAAACUGACACCACAACAACAGUUGCAACAACAAAUUAUGAAUGACCCCACUAUGUUGCAACAAAUGUCAAGCAAUCCUAUGCUUUUAAACCGAGUUCUUGGUGCACAGAGUGGAGGUUUAAGAGCGGCACUUUUAGCGAAAAUGGCAGGCUAUGGUGGAGCUGCAGACGGAACAGCCUAUAACCCUCAAAGUCAAAUGAAUUUGAGUUCACUCAAAAAUCAAAUAACAGAUGUCAAAAAGUCAAACAUAGACAUACAGAAGCAAAUAAGUGAAAACGAAAAGAAACUAGAAUAUGACAGACACACAAAGAAACUCAAUGAGUUUCUUAUAUACGAAAAAAAGAGAUCUGACAUUGUGUCAGAUCUCAGUAAAAGUGACAUUUACAUGUCAAAAAAAUAG